Ostreococcus lucimarinus CCE9901 is the source of this 1206-nucleotide messenger RNA. RefSeq lists its product with no specific name. The record is from RefSeq and is a predicted model, not a curated record. Lineage: Eukaryota; Viridiplantae; Chlorophyta; Mamiellophyceae; Mamiellales; Bathycoccaceae. The annotation marks the transcript as partial. The transcript has a single exon. Gene Ontology annotation, molecular function: GTPase activity; GTP binding.
UGUUACGGGUGCGGCGUCGCGCUGCAGACGAAGGAUGAAUCGAUCGCGGGGUACGUCGAUGCGGCGGAGUACGCGACGAAGGCGGUGCACAGACAUUACGACAUGAUGCUCUGCGCGCGGUGCGCGGCGCUGAGCAACGGGAAAUUCGUAAACGCGGUCGAGGGGCAGGGCGGGUUGAAAGCGGCGCCCGGAUUGAUCACGCCGAAGCAGCUCAGAGAUCAACUGAAACCGAUCCGGGAGAAAAAGGCGCUGGUGGUGAAGGUGGUGGAUGUGACAGAUUUUCAUGGGAGCUUUCUGAAAAAGGUGAGAGACGUCGUCGGCGGGAAUCCGAUUCUCCUCGUAGUGACAAAGGUUGAUUUGUUAGAUUCGAAAACGGACCUCGAUGCACUCGUGGAGUGGGUCGGGCGCGAAGCCGAGACGCGACGGCUUUCACUGGCGGGAAUCGCGCUCGUGAGUUCUAGGAAAGGAUCUGGGAUGCGCGACGCCGUACUACAGAUGAUGCGCGAGCGAAACGGUCGCGAUGUCUACGUCCUCGGCGCCGCGAAUGUUGGCAAAAGCUCAUUCAUUCGGGCCGCGAUGGAUGAGCUGCGAUCGGCUGGUAAUUAUUUCGCACCUUCUAAGCGACUUCCCGUGGCGAGUGCGAUGCCAGGAACGACGCUCGGAGUGAUACCGUUGAAGGCGUUUGAGGGUAAAGGCAUAUUGUUCGACACACCUGGUUUGUUCUUACAUCACAGACUGAACUCUUUGCUCGGGCCUGAUGAUCUUUCGACGAUGAAACUCGGCGCGUCAUUGAAAAAGUUCGUGCCAAAGACGCCUGAAUGCGCCGAGCCGCCUGGGUUUGAUUCUUUUCAAGGGUACUCGUUGUGUUGGGGUUCGUUCGUGCGCGUGGACGUCGUGCGGUGUCCACCGAACGUAGCUUUUUCGUUCUACGGACCCAAAUCGCAGCGUGUGGAUAUCAUCAAGACCUCGGACGUUCCACCGACGACGCCUGGACAAGAAGAAGCGGCAUUGCGCGUGGUGAAUGAGAUCGACUUUGUACCGCCGACGAACGUAGUCGGCCCUUUGGUCGAUCUUUCGGUGUCUGGUCUAGGGGGCUGGAUUCGCGUCGAAAAAACGGAUAGUAGAGGCGAUGGUGCCAUUCUGGCUCGUGUGUAUGGUGUUCGUGGCUUAGAGGUUUUCGCUCGCGACGUCAUGCCGACGCCUUGA